UCCAUCUUUUGAGUUAGACAGUUUCUUUGUGAGACAUUUUUGAAAUUAUUCUUGCAAGUUCAUCUAGCUUAGGAAUCAAAAAGAAAAAGAUAAAGUAAAAGCAUGAUGAAGAAGAACAAUAUGAGCACAAGUUUGAAAAGCUAUCAUCACCAUACUUAUUACAACAACAAUCCAAUCAUAACAAACAAAAGUCCUUCUCAUAGUAAUAAUGGAUCAUCAUCAGAAGAUUAUAUGAAUGGAUAUCCAUGGCCACCAAGAUCAUACACAUGUAGCUUUUGUAGAAAAGAGUUCAAAUCAGCUCAAGCACUUGGUGGUCACAUGAAUGUUCAUAGAAGAGAUAGAGCAAGACUUAGACAAUCAUCACCACCAACUCAUGAAGUUCAACCACCAACUCAAGGUUCUUCUAUGCUUAACCUUAAUAACCCUACUAACCCUAAUAACUUUUUCUCAAACUCAUCUUCAUCAUCACCAUUAUCAUCAUCUUCCACUUUAGGAACAAAUCUUAAGCCUAUUACUUGCACUUUACCUUUGUUUGUUGUGGAUGGUAUUUUGUUGAACCCUACUUUGAGCAAAAUGACCAAAGAGCCCUUAAGAAAAUCAAAUAUGGAACAAUAUGAUGAUUUAGCUUGUGAAGAUGAAUGUGGAAUGGUGAAGAAAGGUGAGAUUCUAAGGAUGGAUUUGGAGAUAGGUUUGCCAGGAGAUUAUGAUGAUAAUAACUUGGAUCUUGAGCUUCGUUUGGGUACUACUACUUACUCUAAUUAG
Trifolium pratense (red clover) is the source of this 762-nucleotide messenger RNA. RefSeq names its product transcriptional regulator SUPERMAN-like. The record is from RefSeq and is a predicted model, not a curated record. The transcript has a single exon. Lineage: Eukaryota; Viridiplantae; Streptophyta; Magnoliopsida; Fabales; Fabaceae. Bases 103 to 762 code for a protein of 219 amino acids.